Cucumis sativus (cucumber) is the source of this 1036-nucleotide messenger RNA. RefSeq names its product histone H2B. The transcript is spliced from 3 exons. Gene Ontology annotation, molecular function: structural constituent of chromatin; protein heterodimerization activity; DNA binding. The record is from RefSeq and is a predicted model, not a curated record. NCBI's taxonomy places the organism in Eukaryota, Viridiplantae, Streptophyta, Magnoliopsida, Cucurbitales, Cucurbitaceae. Gene Ontology annotation, biological process: nucleosome assembly. Gene Ontology annotation, cellular component: nucleosome. Bases 30 to 755 code for a protein of 241 amino acids.
ACCGGGCGUACUAAAAACGACGUGUCGUCAUGCCGCCGAGGCGAUCCCGUAGAGUCGUCGGUUCUGUUGUCCGGACAACCACAAGAGUAGUUGAAGAAACCGUACAAGUAGCGGUUGUGGAGAAAGAGAGCCAAGAUUUAACUCAAGAACCUGACAUGGCAGAAACCCCCGACGGUGGCGGUGAAAUGUUCCGGAGGACUGUCCCGGUGGAAGAGAUUAAGGCUCAUCCACAACAGCCGAUAAGUCAUCCUGUGUCUGAAGAUUUCGAGUUGAGAAGGGCAACAGAUUCGACUUCGCAGCUGACUGAGGACACCGCAGUGACUCCGGAGAUGGAACCCAAGAUCCGGAAAGGAAAAAAAGGUAGGAGGAGGAGGAAGAAGAAGAAGGAGAAGAAAAGGGAAAUUAAGGAAGGAAAAAGGAGAAGCAAAAAGAGUGGUGGUGGUGGUGGAAGAGAGGGAUAUAAGAGGUAUGUGUUCAAGGUGUUGAAGCAAGUUCAUCCAGAGGUAGGAAUUUCAGGACAAGCUAUGCUUAUUUUGAAUAAUUUCAUGAAUGAUAUGUUUCAAAGACUUGCAGAAGAGGCAACCAAACUCUCCAAAUAUACAGGUGGAAUGACCCUGUCGUCAAGGGAAAUACAGGGGGCGGUGAGGUUGGUGUUACCCGGGGAGCUGGGGAAGCACGCCAUUGCUGAGGGAACUAAAGCUGUGUCUAAUUAUGUAUCCUAUGGUAAUAGAGCAACAAAAUCCAAAUUACCUUAAUUAGUUACCUUUAUAAUCACUCUUCCUUUUUUUUUUUUUUUCUUCUUUGUAUAUUUUGUAAAUGUGGUUUACUGAUCUAGUAUGUUACGUAAAAUAAUAUUCCUUCUGCUAUCUCUCUUUCUCUCUCGCUCUUUGGCUAAACCUUUUAUUAAGUAAAUAAUAAAGGAUUAUCCAACCCCAAAUUGGAAAUUCUCUCUUUUGUGGGGCGAAAAAGAAAAGAAGUAAUUUUAAGAAAAAAAGAAAAGAAGUUUUGAGAAAAAAGAAUAUCGAGCAUGGUGUUG